Messenger RNA from Euleptes europaea (tarantolino), 1857 nucleotides. It is a transcript of the gene GHR, whose product is annotated as growth hormone receptor. Gene Ontology annotation, cellular component: cytosol; membrane; external side of plasma membrane. The coding region runs from base 19 to 1857 and encodes 612 amino acids. Gene Ontology annotation, molecular function: peptide hormone binding; cytokine binding; growth hormone receptor activity. The record is from RefSeq and is a predicted model, not a curated record. Lineage: Eukaryota; Metazoa; Chordata; Lepidosauria; Squamata; Sphaerodactylidae. The transcript is spliced from 8 exons. Gene Ontology annotation, biological process: growth hormone receptor signaling pathway; positive regulation of receptor signaling pathway via JAK-STAT; cytokine-mediated signaling pathway.
GUUUUAGAAUCCAGAAGUAUGGAUCUUUGGCUGUGGCUGUUUACUUUGGCAUUGGUGUCUGCAAACAAAUCUCUUUCCACAAGUGUGGAAAGACCACAUAUCGUUAAGUGCAGAUCACCUGAAAUGGAAACAUUUUCUUGUUAUUGGAACAAUGGUGGUUUUCACAAUUUGACUGCCCCAGAAAACAUUCAACUGAUGUAUAUAAAAAGGGAGAGUGAAUGGAAGGAAUGUCCUGAUUACGUAACCGCAGGUGAAAACAGCUGUUUCUUCAACACUACAUACACCUCUGUCUGGGUUCCUUAUUGUAUCAAGCUAAUAGGUGGAAAUCAAACGUACGACGAAAAAUGUAUACUCGUUGAUGAAAUAGUAAUCCCUGACCCUCCCGUUGGACUCAACUGGAGUGUACUAAACAAAAGCCCAAUAGGCAUCUACACAGACAUUGAAGUCGUUUGGAAGCCUCCACCUUCUGCAGAUGUUCAAAAAGGAUGGAUCACUCUGAAAUAUCAGCUACAGUACAAAGAAGUCAAUGGGACAAAAUGGAAUGAGCUGGAGACAGUGGUCUCAACCACAAAACUUCCUGUGUAUGCCUUGAAGACUUGCCGUGAUUAUGAGAUACGAAUCCGAGCAAAAGGAUCGUCUGAAAUCUAUGGAGAGUUCAGUGAAAUACUUUAUGUAUCUUUUGGUGCAAUAAGCCUGACGCCAUGCGAAGAAGAAUUUCGAGUCCCUUGGUCUUUGGUGAUAGCCUUUGGAACCAUUGGCAUGAUGGUGAUGCUGUCAGUUAUCCUCGUUUCUAAACAGCAGAAGUUAAAGAUACUGAUUCUUCCUCCUGUCCCUGUUCCGAAAAUAAAAGGGAUUGAUCCAGACUUCUUAAAGAAAGGAAAACUUGAUGAAGUCAAUUCCAUCCUCGCCUGCCAUGGUAGUUACAUACCACCGCUCUACGGAGAUGACUCUUGGGUUGAAUUUAUUGAGCUGGAUAUAGAUGAUGCUGAAGAGAGAAUGGGAGGGUCAGAUACCGACAGGCUUCUUGGCGACGACCACCUGAAGUCUCACAGCUGCCUUGGAGUGAGGGACGAUGAUUCUGGGCGGGCCAGCUGCUGCGAGCCAGAUAUCCCAGAGACCGAUUUCAGCGCGAGUGAUACAUGUGAUGGUACCUCAGACAUUGGUCAGUCCAAAAAGGCAAACAAAAAAGAAGAGGAUCUCUUGUGCCUUGAUCAAAAAGAACACCAGAAGCCACCGUCAGAUGCAGACAACUCAAACAUCCAGCAGCCAUCUGAUAAUCCACCAGAACACCAGCAACCAAAACCUCAGGUUUCUAACAGUGCUGAGGCAACCAGCCCUCCUGUCCAAACCCAGCUAAGCAACCAGAGUUCAGUGGCAAACAUUGACUUUUACACGCAGGUCAGUGACAUUACGCCAGGAGGAAGCGUCGUACUUUCUCCGGGGCAAAAAAUUAAGAUGGGAAAACCCCUGAGCAAGGUUCAGAAAGAACCCACUGUGCAGUGCCAACCAAACUUUGCUAUGGACAGUGCCUAUUUCUGUGAGUUGGAUGUGAAAAAAUGUGUCACUGUGACGCCUCAAGAAGAGGCUGAGCCAGAAGCUCCAGAGCAGAGCUUUCCCGAGGGUGCUUACUUCACCACAGAGAGCCUUACCACUAAUGCUAUGAACACCACCCCAGCAGCAGCAGCAGCAGAAGCCGAAAGCUCCGACAUGCCUGUGGCGGACUAUACCUCCAUUCAUGUGGUACAAUCCCCGCAAGGCCUUGUGCUUAAUGCCACCGCUCUCCCUGUGCCAGACAAAGAAUUCAUGUUAUCCUGCGGGUAUGUGAGCGCAGACCAACUGAACAAAAUCCUGCCGUAG